UUCUAAAAAUGUUUGAUGGACGUUUUACCUUUAACACGUGCAAUAGACCUAUGAGUGUGGGGGGGCUCUUUUCAGGGGAUCUCACAAUUAUUUUUAAUUAGUCGAAAGGGCAGUGUAAAUCAAAGAAGCCUAUUAGCUAUACAUUUUAAUUUAUAGCCUACCAGGUGUUCAGGGAAUUUAUUUACAGCGUCAACGAUUUAAUGUUUUCAGCAUGAUUUCUAUUUCAGCUCUUACGUUUUCGGUUUUAUUUGCCUGUGUGGUAUGAAAUUUGGCUAAGGAGCCGGGCUUUUAAACUGUGGCAGCAAGUAUCGUUGAACGUAAAAUAACUUGCAGGUAGAGAAGUGGUUUGCUUUGCACCUAAACUUUCUCCCGAAAGCGUUCCUCAGUCCGAGAAGAGGAUAAGAAGGAGCAGCCAGCCGGCACACCUCGGUGUUUUGUUGCGGCUUGUGAGGGUGUUGGGAAAGCAUUUGCUGUAAAUCAGGCUGUCAGCGGCAGAAACCAGCGACCUCCCCGGGCUCGGGAGCGGCGGCGGUGCCCGCGGUCAGGGCUCUCCGGGGAGGUUUCGGCGGGGCGCGGAGCGGAGCCCCGCGGAGGGUGCGUGGCCGCGGAUAGCCGAGGGCUGCCGGGAUGCUGCCGGGAUGCUGCCGGGACGGAAUCGGCGUCCGCAGGUGCUCGUUGCUGCCCGCCUGGGCAGGGCCAGCGUGCGGGAGCGCCUAUCCUCUGCCGCAAGGAGGAGGCUGCUUGCGAAGUGUUCCCCUCCCGCGGAGCCGCCGGGGGUGGGGGCGAGGGGCGCACCGAGCCCCCCCCCCCCCCCCCCGCCUUUAGCCCUGCACCUUACUUCCUAACAGCCGCGGGCAGCUUCGUGCGCAGGGAGGCUGUAUAAAGGGGUGGAUUGUGUUACCUUUGGUUUUUACAUAAGUGUAUUCCUGUGAUGGAAAAAUCUGGUCCCUCCGCCGGGGGUUGGGGGCCCCGGGGGUGCGCGGGGGGCUGGCCGCCCUCCCCCGCUCCGGGCACGGCCCCGCCGCCCCGCAGCCCGGCUGCCCGCCUCGCACGGCAGCGCAACCUGACACAGAUAUCUGCAACGCCCCGCCCGGGCUGGCGGAGGGCGAAGUGGAAGGCGAAAGAGGGAGAGGAGGAGAAAACUUUCCACUAAUUUACUUUUUUGGCCAGGAGCGCCUGUGUUCAUAGACUGCGAGUCCUUCCCCCAGCCCUCCCCCUUAGCCCCCCCUCCCCUUUUACUAGCGUACAAUUAACAUCAUUAGGAAUCAACCCUCCAGCUAAUAGGGGAACUGCGACGAACAACGGUUUUAAGACCCGGAGGAUACAAUGUUCACUAAACUCUUCCAGCAGUGGAGUUUCGCAGUGUUUCUGCUGAGUUAUGCCGUGCCCUCCUACGGGAGAUCAGCAGAGGGGAUCAGCCGCAGACUCAAACGGGCUGUAUCGGAGCACCAGCUAUUACAUGACAAAGGCAAGUCAAUCCAAGACUUACGAAGAAGAAUAUUCCUUCAAAAUUUAAUUGAAGGUGUCAACACUGCAGAAAUCCGUGCAACUUCGGAGGUUUCACCUAACCCUAAGCCUGCUACCAACACGAAGAACUACCCUGUCCGAUUUGGUAGCGAAGAUGAGGGCAGAUACCUAACUCAGGAGACAAACAAAUCACAGACCUACAAGGAGCAGCCCCUGAAGGUAUCAGGGAAGAAAAAGAAAGCAAAGCCUGGAAAACGUAAGGAGCAAGAGAAGAAAAAAAGGCGAACCCGCUCGGCUUGGCUAAAUACUGGCAUGUAUGGAAGCAGUGUGACCGAGAGCCCGCUCUUGGACAACUCUUUUACUACACAUAAUCACACUUUAAGGAGGCGCUGACAUUUUCAGCAAGAGAUUUUUGGAAGACAUAUUGCAGUAUUCUGUAAUAGUGAACAUAUGGGAAGUAUUAAAAUAUUUAUUACCUGUAUAUAUUGUAAAUGCUCAGAAUAAAACCUUUUUCCCCCAUUGCUCUCUGAAACUGCACAUUUGGUUAUUGUGAAUUUACCUUUUUGUUUUUCCCCCUUUUUUUUUUUUUUUUUUGGCUAAGGCUAAGACGAUUAUUAUUGUCACAUUUACCAUAAUUUAUUUUGUUGACCGGUGUAUUUAUUUUGUGAACGUAUCUUGGUGCUGCUGACUUUCUAUAUUUUUUGUAACAUAAUGCACUUUAGAUAUACAUAUCGAGUAACAUGGAUAACUGACAUAAAAUGUUCCUGUUUUGUGGUUGACUUCAGUGAAUGCCUACAUACAAUUGUUCAAACUGAUUUUCCUUUGUGCAUGUAUAAUAGCAGUAUUUUAAAAUUUGUAAAGAAUGUCUAAUAAAAUAUAAUCUAAUUAA
This is a messenger RNA of Falco peregrinus (peregrine falcon), 2356 nucleotides long. It is a transcript of the gene PTHLH, whose product is annotated as parathyroid hormone like hormone. Gene Ontology annotation, molecular function: hormone activity; peptide hormone receptor binding. The transcript has 4 exons. NCBI's taxonomy places the organism in Eukaryota, Metazoa, Chordata, Aves, Falconiformes, Falconidae. Gene Ontology annotation, biological process: osteoblast development; bone mineralization; regulation of chondrocyte differentiation. Gene Ontology annotation, cellular component: extracellular region. The record is from RefSeq and is a predicted model, not a curated record. The coding region runs from base 1327 to 1860 and encodes 177 amino acids.